AUGCUUGAAACAUUGGGAGGCCUAAAACCAACUAGGAAUAUGGAGAUUGAUGAACAAGUUGCUAUUUUUCUGCAUAUUCUUGCUCAUAAUGUUAAGAAUCGUGUUAUAAUAUGUCGGUUUCAUCGCUCGGGAGAAACAAUUAGUACGCAUUUUAUUCGAGUUUGUAAUGCAGUCAUACGAUUGCAUACUCAUUUGCUUAAGAAACCCGAACCUGUUCCCGAUAAAUCUACUGAUCAAAGAUUGAAGUGGUUUAAGAAUUGUUUAAGAGCUUUAGAUGGAACAUAUAUAAAGUAUCUAGUUCCAGUCGAAGAUCAGUCUAGAUAUAGAACAAGAAAGAAUGACAUUACAACAAACGUUCUAGGGGUUUGUUCCCAAGAUAUGCAGUUUAUAUAUGUGUUAACUGGAUGGGAGGGGUCGGCUGCGGAUGGUAGAGUUCUUCGUGAUGCUCUUCUUAGACCACAUGGAUUUAAAGUUCCAAGGCCGGGUAUGACAAGCCAAAUUAGAAAGUAUAGGCCAUGGACAAGUAUUGAAGAAACGAAGCUAGUUGAGGCGUUGGUGAAUAUGACAACUCCUGGAGGGUUUAAAGCCGAUAAUGGUUUCAAAUCCGGUUAUUUGCAAUACCUUGAGAAAGCAUUGAAACAAGCACUUCCAAACUCAGGUCUUUUAGGUAAGCCACAUAUUAAAUCUAAGAUAAAAACCAUGAAGAAAGAUUGUCAAUGUGUCUAUGAUAUGGUAAACGGUUCAAACACAAGCGGUUUUGGUUAUGACCCUGAAAAGUAUUGUGUUACUGCUGAGGAUCUGGUCUGGGAGGCAUACCUACAGGUACAUAAAGAAGUGACUAGAUGGAAACACAAAACAUUUCCUUAUUAUGAACAUCUUUGCAUUGUUUUUGGAAAAGACCGAGCUCAAGGAAAUAGAGCUAGAGAUUUCAUGGAGAUGGAACAAGAGGUGAACCUAGAAGAAGAAACGCAAGAUUCAUAUGAUGAUUUUCUUGAUUCAGAGGAAGUUAGUUGUACUACAGCUGUGCAACAUGAUGAAACUUCACCGAGUGUUCGUUCCAAGAAGAGGAAAAAUUGAAUCGACUAGGGGUUUAACAAGGCGGUUGGCUUAAUUACAGAAAGUUAUAAAGAAAUAUCAAAGGACUUGAGUGAAGGUAUUAAAUUUGACAUGAAGAUUAACGAGUUAAGUGAGAAGAUCCCUCCAACGAUUUUAAAGAUGAAUUCAAUAAGUCAACUUGAAAAGUUCAAAUCUUUGACCAAGAUAAGAAGUGAUCCCAUUAAUGUUCAAAUUUUUUGGGAAAUUGAAGAAGGUGAUAGAGAAGCUUGGGUAAAAUACAUUUUGGAAGGAUAGUGUUACCAAUUGGGAUGUGCAUUGGAUGUUGAUCGAUAUUUUGCAUAUGAAAGUUUUUGGUGCCUUCGAUUUGGAUGUAAUGAAAUAAUUUACGUUAACUUUAUUUUUGGUAACAAUAUUAGGAUAUCUAGUGAACAAGGUGAUUGCUUUUAAGUUAUGUUUUUUUGGUAACAUUAUUGGGACGUGUAUUUAAAGAAUUUUAUUAAUUUAUGAAGUCAUUUGCAUGAUUUUUACA
This is a messenger RNA of Lactuca saligna, 1585 nucleotides long. Lineage: Eukaryota; Viridiplantae; Streptophyta; Magnoliopsida; Asterales; Asteraceae. The record is from the annotation of a GenBank genome assembly.